AUGCUCGCCUGUUCUGGCGCCAGCAUUGAUAGGUGCUGGGGCCUGAAGGUCUAUUUGGUCGAAAUGCAAGGGAAGGGGAAAAAUUGCUUGCCCAUUGAAGCCCUUUGUGAAUUUAAAGUCUUUGAGAUUCUAAAUGAUGGGCAAGAAAUCGUAGAAAGAUACGUAGCCUUUAGACCUUUGACUGCAGCUGAAAACUUCCAAAGGAUUGUAAAUGGUAUUGAUUUUUCUGACGAGAAUUUUGGGAAACAGACCUCAAUUGGGACGUCAGACAGGAAUGCUGGCUUCAGGAUUCCUGAUAAAACGUGGAAACUUCUCCGAGAUCAAAUCAGGAGUGCUUACACGGAGGUCUGUGCUUUUAUUGAACUCAUGGCCGUCCUAAAGGAGACUAAAUGUCUCUCUCUUUGUCAAGUCGCUCCCAGUGAUCAGGACAAUGAUAUGGACGCUACAGGGUGCAAUGUGGGUUUGCACACCAUCACCUGUCUUAGUGGGAAGAAAAUGGCUCUUGCUGCUGCCAGUAGCAUUCUGUUAAAAGGGGCGGAGCGGUUCCGUUCAAGGCACGUCGAAAUUGCUCAAGCCGAGCAGCGUUUUGCAGAUGGUAAAAAGUCCAUCCUUUACCAUGAAGGACUUAUGCAGUUACGAAAGUCAUGGCGCCUCAAACUGGGGCGAAACGUUAUUCUGGGAGACGCAAGCCUCCGCUGUAUCGGUUCGCGUGCCAAAGAAGGUGGUAAUUUUGAGGUUUUCGAAUCUGACUACUCCAAAUUCGACUCUAACGGUCUGUUUGAUGUUACUAAGGUUAGAUUGUCAUCCUUUAGUUGUUUUUAUGAUGCGCAGGUGAAGUUUAGCAGUACGAUGGAGUCAUUGCUCAACAAGGAUCUUUGUACUGGACGCCUUCGUGUUGUAAUCAGGCAUCUGAACUCAAAACAUCCAAACAAUUGGUAUCAUUUCCUGAAGCCAUGUAUUCGAGCCAAUGCAGUGUCGUAUACUUAUUCUCCACCAAUGUCCCAAUCUGAUCGACUAUGUCUAGCUCAAAAUCUACUCAUGUGUCGAGAAAUUUUGUCGACUCUCUCGUAUGAGGCUUCAAUGAUUGGGAUGGAUGAGACCAAAAACGACUUGGUGGCUUUUUCGUCUCUCGGGAAGGUCGUUGCUACUGUAUUACCUGGAGUCCAGCUUUCGGUCAGACUUGAGAGAAGGGUUGAUGACGAAUGCAAUGAAGAGGAGGAGGAAAAUCAUCCAGGCCUUAGUACUCAACUAAAGCGCAUUCUCUUUUAUCAGCAUAUCCAUUCCUGGUCAAAUAUUGCCAGUGUGCCUAACCCCCCCACUGGUCCGGUUCAAGUUCCCCGUCGUUUACGUGCCGCAGGGGCAACAAUUACGCUUCGUAAUGCUCUAAAUCGAAACGGAGAUGGUGGGAUGCCCAUAAUCACCGCCUGUGUUGCAGGAUUUGGGGGUCCGGCGGCCUCUGCUUGGAUAUCAUCGCAGAUCCAGACCUUCCGCUCCGUCUCCGGGUCAUUACCUGGCAACCCUCAUCAAGCAUUUGCUAUACCAGUGGGACAGGAGCGUUAUGCAUAUUUUAACGACUGGGGGAGCGGGCACGUCCAACAGCAACAACAACAGCAUCAGGUUGUACCAGCUUCUAUGGAUGAGGUAACGUCUUCGGGGUUGACGUUGAGUGGGCUGGAGCACGCUCUACGAUUAAGUCAAGCAUCUCCCGCUGCCAUUGCCUGUAUUCUCGGCUCAGGAGACGGUUUGUUGAUGCAGAUAGUGAGGCUGGCGCGACAUAGGGUGCUGAGACAGCGGGUGGCGCGUUGCUUGACACAAUUUGCUCGUGGUGGUGGGGAUGGAACAGUGACGGCGUCGGUGGGAAUGUGCGUGACUACUCUAUGGCACAGCAUUGCCUCUCCACUUUCUUCUGGGGUCAGUGUGACGUUCAAUUCUGUGGGCUACUCAAGUUUCCGCACUCGAAUGACUGUGUGUGUAGGUGUGGAGUCCAUCUCCGUCUAUGGAGUAUGUGAAGCUGCUCAAUCGCUCACAAUACCCGCUACUGCAGACUUGCAGAACGAACUGCUAAGAAUUUUAAAAAGGCAGGAAUUAAGAAAUCAAAUGCUUACUAUACAAGGAAUUGCUUCAAAAUUUCUUGGCUGGAUUCAACUGGGUUGCUCCUCUGCUCCAUCCGUGGAUAAUCCCUCGAGCGCCUUGCUUCUAGCUUGUCGCUCUGGUAGUCGAAUUGUCUGUAUUCGAGGCGGUUCCAGCUACCCUGAAGGCCUAGAAUUCUUGGCCGCGAAGGCUACGCAAAGCAAUCUGACGAAUCUGGUAAGUGAUGGAGAUAUGUUGCGGUCCACUCUUACCACUUCGUCUGAUGGGCGCAACGAUAGUUUUGGCUGCGGUCAAUUUGCCUUCCGCAAGGUCGAUUUGGCGCGUCUGCCUGGUCGGCACGUGGUUGGAAAAAUUGAGUCUCUUCUUACCUGCCUAAAUUGCCCUUGA
This is a messenger RNA of Hydatigera taeniaeformis, 2478 nucleotides long. The record is from the annotation of a GenBank genome assembly. NCBI's taxonomy places the organism in Eukaryota, Metazoa, Platyhelminthes, Cestoda, Cyclophyllidea, Taeniidae.